Saccharomycodes ludwigii is the source of this 1716-nucleotide messenger RNA. RefSeq names its product Taf8p (gene TAF8). Gene Ontology annotation, biological process: transcription initiation at RNA polymerase II promoter. Lineage: Eukaryota; Fungi; Ascomycota; Saccharomycetes; Saccharomycodales; Saccharomycodaceae. The record is from RefSeq and is a predicted model, not a curated record. The transcript has a single exon. The coding region runs from base 1 to 1716 and encodes 571 amino acids. Gene Ontology annotation, cellular component: transcription factor TFIID complex.
AUGAAAUCACCGCAGAAUAAUGAAGUUGAUGGAAAGAGCCAAAAUAUAACCUAUAUACAGUUGAAGAAACUAACUGGAUUAAUAUGUGUUCAAAAACCCACAUAUGCAACUAAUAAAAAUGGUAUUACUAGGAGUACCUCUUUUUCUCCUAGCAAUGAUAUAGUAAAUAAGAUGUUAUUAAAAAUAUUAUCAUUGCAAUUGAAAUCUCUUUUUAAUACUGACAAUAGUUACUGCAAAUUGCAUGAAUUAGUAAUGGAAGAUUUUCUACUUAUUUUGAAUGAUAAUAUUAAUGCCUUUAUGACAUCGCUACAUAAUAUAAUGGAAAUACAAAGAAGAACUACAACUGUGUCUAUUGAAGAUUUGGAAUUGUUAUUGUUGUCGGGAUACAAGAUUAAGCCUUCAGACUUAUAUUUGGAACAUGAAAAAUCACGAUAUUGGAUUGAAAAGAAUCUUGUAAGUACCACUACUAGCGUAGUUAGCGGCACAACAAACGUUCCAACUAGUUUAGACCUUUUUCAAAAAGAAGAAAAACUAAACGAAGAAAUGUCCUUAUUGCUACCGUGUGAAAAUGAAUCUUUAGCUGGUAAAAUACCUAAAUGGUUGCCUUCUUUACCACCUAAUCAUACAUACAGACGAACUAGGACAACAAAGCACAACAAAAAUGCUAUUUUGACCACCAAAAAUAAAAUAUUAUUACAAGAUCCCAAAUUUUUGAAAAAAGAAUUGGCCAAAGAGCAACAAAUAGUCUCUUUUAACUUAAGCAGAUUAAGCACUAAAAUAGAUGAACAUUUGAAUAAAUUUAAGGAGCAUAAAAAAUCACAAGGAAUCAAUGAUGUUAGUAAUACAAAUACACCAAUGAGGACUCCUAGUUUUCUAAUAGGCAAUACACCAACUAUUGCCUCACAUGGUUCCAGUGCAGGUAAUAAUAGUCGUCAUAGAUAUAGAUCAGAAACGAAAAGUAUUUUAUACACACGCUAUAAUUUUGACAAAUUUAAGCCACUACCCAUGAAUAUGACCGAAAAUAAUGGAAAAGUGAAUGAAGUAUUUAAACAACCAGUGAAAAAUUUUGAUGUUGAAAAAUAUUGUCAUAAUAGAUUGAAAAUAUCUUGGAAACAAGUCAACAGAUAUGAACAUAGAAAGUAUAUUUUAAAAAAAAACCCGUUUAUCAGGGGCAUAUCUAUGUUUCAUAGUUCUGCUGUUACUAGUAGCAAUGCUAAUGCGAGACAAAGAAGACUAGAAUUUCUAGAUAGAAUAUUUAAAAAAAGCCACAACGGUGUCUUACAAUAUUGUUUAACAGACUUGGAUUUAGAAAAACAAAAAAAAAUCAACAAUUUUCAGGAAAAUGAAUUGAAAUAUAAAUUGGAACGAAAAAGGAAAAUAUUGGAGUUACAAAAAGAGGAAAGACAAAAAAAGGAAAAAAAAAAUUACCUUAUAUUUAAAAGUAAUUCUGACAAUAAUUCUGUUCAAUCCAGUACUAAUGAAGAAGGUUUCAUACCAAUAGAAAAUAAAUUUAGUGACGACGUUGCUAAUGAUAAUAAUAAAGAUAUAAAUUAUGACAAACAAGAUACUGUGGAAGAUAAUACCAAUAAUAUUACAACAGGAUAUCUAUCCGAACCCAAACCAAUAAAGACAGAAGUAAUUAAGAACAACGAUAACGAUAAUAAUACUGUACCUAAACCUAUCAUAAAGAUUAAAUUAAAUUCAAACUCAAUUUAG